Molecule: messenger RNA, 734 nt
Organism: Jatropha curcas
Lineage: Eukaryota; Viridiplantae; Streptophyta; Magnoliopsida; Malpighiales; Euphorbiaceae
Gene: SECE1
Product: secE/sec61-gamma protein transport protein
Cellular component (GO): chloroplast thylakoid membrane
Source: RefSeq, a predicted model, not a curated record
AGAAAAAUACGACUCCUUCGGCAAAACCUCCAAAAACCAAAAUUAAUGGCGCUCCCUAGCCUCUCGCCGAAACUUCCCCAUGUCGUACCGCCGGUGGCAACAGCCCAAUCAAAUCCUUCCAUACAAUUCAAAUUGCCACCUUUUGCUGGCUCCUCUGUGCUCUUUCACCGAAAAUUUGCGAUCACUAACCAAAAAUCGGGGAACGGAGCAUUUUUAAGAAGAGCCGUGGGGGAGAGCCAGGAAAGCACGGAAUCUGAGGCCGCGAAAGAAGCGCAAUCAUCGAAUGAGUCGAGUGGCGAAGUGAGCGAGUUAGGGGCGGAGAUCAAGAAGGCAAUGCUGGAGAGGAAGAAGGAAGAGAAACAAGGGGACUUGUUGAGCGGAGUAGCGGAGGAGGUUCAAGAGAUAGAAUGGCCCGCAUUUGGUAAGGUGUUGGGGACCACAGGUGUGGUGCUUGGUGUGAUUGCUGGGUCUAGCGUCGUUUUGCUCACUGUCAAUGCCGUUUUAGCUGAGUUGUCUGAUAGGAUUUUUGCUGGUAGAGGUGUUCAGGAUUUCUUUGGCUAAGAGAGAACUCUGUUUUCAAAUGUCAGUUAGUUGUUGAAGCAGAAUCACUAUCAUUGUAUAUUAUCAAAUAUUUUGUUAAGCAGAAAAUAUCUAUCAAAACACCCAAAACUCAUAUUUCUAAGAUUGCACAAAAUCCAUUAUUAUAAAGGAGAAGAACACUGCAAAUUAUCUAA